This is a messenger RNA of Vicia faba (fava bean), 864 nucleotides long. The record is from the annotation of a GenBank genome assembly. NCBI's taxonomy places the organism in Eukaryota, Viridiplantae, Streptophyta, Magnoliopsida, Fabales, Fabaceae.
AUGGACGAUCGCUUCACCGAUUUGAACCCUAAAACGUGUGUGGUUUUAGGCGGAAGAGGAUUCAUAGGAAAAUCGUUGGUUUUGCGACUGUUGAAACUCGGUAAUUGGAUCGUCCGAGUUGCCGAUUCCACUCACUCACUCCAACUUCACCACUCCGAGUCACUCCUCGCCGAAGCUCUCUCUUCUUCCCGCGCUUCGUACUUCCAUCUCGACAUUACCGAUAAACACCGUGUCGCCAAAGUUCUUGAAGGUUCUUCCGUUGUUUUUUAUAUGGAUGUUGAUGGCAUCAGUUAUGACAAUGAUUUCUACAGCUGCUAUAAGCUGAUAGUUCAAGGUGCGAAGAAUGUGAUUAAUGCUUGCAGAGAAUGUAAAGUGAAGCGUCUGAUAUACAACAGUUCUGCAGAUGUUGUGUUUGAUGAUUUGCAUAAUGGAGUUAAAUCGUCGGCAUAUCAGUGGAAAGUUGAUGACAUGUUAAUAGACCUUAAGGCUCAUGCAGAAGCCUUGGUCUUGGAUGCCAAUGAUAUUGAUGGAGUGUUGACAUGCUCACUUCGUCCUAGUAAUGUCUUUGGUCCUGGUGACACAGAACUUGUGCCAUAUUUUCUCAAGUUAGCAAGAUAUGGUUUCACAAAGUUUAUUAUAGGGAAUGGUGAUAAUCUGUCAGACUUCACCUUUUAUGAGAAUGUUGCUCAUGCCCAUAUCUGUGCAGAAGAAGCCUUAAAUUUCCAAACAGUUUCUGUGGCUGGAAAGGCAUUUUUUAUCACGAAUCUUGAGCCUAAGAAGUUUAGGGAAUUUCUCUCACUUUUAUUGGAAGGUCUUGGAUACCAAAGGUAUGAAUUGGAACUUGUUUUUGUAAUGAUGACAUAA